Danio rerio (zebrafish) is the source of this 744-nucleotide messenger RNA. NCBI's taxonomy places the organism in Eukaryota, Metazoa, Chordata, Actinopteri, Cypriniformes, Danionidae. The record is from RefSeq and is a predicted model, not a curated record.
UCUCUCUCUCUCUCUGUGUGUGUGUGUGUGUGUGUAUGAUGUUUGAAUCCUCUGGUUAACGGAUAAAAUCACCGCGGCUCCACGGCAGUAUGUGUGGAAUGGCAGUGCUUUUGGAUGAUGGUGGAGGUGAUGAAGAGUUUGACGUGGGCGACGGGAUCCGGAUGCUGCCGCCGCCUCCAGCUCAGUGUGACGGUGGGGUCUGGGGCCCCCGGCGGGGCUGCUGCGGGUGUGUGAUAUGGACACUGGUCCUGCUGCUGUGGAACCUGCUGCUGCUGGUGGUGUGUGUGUGUCUGAUGUUCCUGGUGUUUGGCCUCGUCCUGCUGCCCGCCGCCCUGCUGCUGUACGCUGGGUUUCUGUGCCACUCGCGGGUUGUGGCUUCUCCUGCUCCUCUCUGCAGUUACCUUGACGACAACAGUUGCUCCGCCCUCAUCAUCCUGGGCUUUGUCAUGAUGUCACCACUGGUCGUGAUUGCCGCAGCAACCUUCUGCGCUCUUCUCAGACGGCUCCACCUUCUUUUAUAUUUUCAGCCAAUCACUGGAGCUCGUUACCAAGGGAGGGGCUUGGGCUGGAGGCAGGACUUCCACGCCUGGGUUUGACUGACACGCCCACCAAUCUCAGGUGACCUGUGAGGGGUCAAAGGGCGAGCGAUGUCACAGGACAGCGCUACUGUAAAUCUGCAGAAACACAAUCAUGUAAAACAAUCCACGGAACUAAAGAGACGCUCUUCAGACUGUGUUACCAGUG